This is a messenger RNA of Fimicolochytrium jonesii, 927 nucleotides long. RefSeq lists its product as uncharacterized. Bases 1 to 927 code for a protein of 308 amino acids. NCBI's taxonomy places the organism in Eukaryota, Fungi, Chytridiomycota, Chytridiomycetes, Spizellomycetales, Powellomycetaceae. The record is from RefSeq and is a predicted model, not a curated record. The transcript is spliced from 5 exons.
AUGGUGAUGAUGCGAUUGGGGAACGUUCGGUGGUGCUUUGCUGGGUGCCAAUGGAUCGCUAUUGACGUUGUCCGCAAUGCCCGGGAGGAGCGGGUCAGGAACGUUGGUGUUCUGUUGUGUUUCGCUAGUCGCAGGGCUGGGGCGAAUAUGCGUGGGGCAAUGGUCUUGCUCGAGGCUGGUCUUGUUUGCCUGUAUGUAAGGAAUACGGUUCACACCGUCGUGAUGCUUCUCCACCGGGAAGCCCUUGCUUCGGAAUGGGACGGAGGGGUAUGUGUGAGGAGAGAACUUACACAACAGUGUAUACGAGAGAAUGGCGACUACGCUGACGAGCGGAGCUUGGGCACUGCUGUCACAAAGCCGUUGUCACAAGUGAGUGUGCGGGGCGAAGGGAUUGGGUUGAGUGUGGAGAGCGAAGCUGGGGCUGCUUGUGUGUUUCAAGGUGGCCUCAGAUUCUUGUGUGCGAGACGAGGACGAUGCGGAGAGCGGAUUGUGGGUGGAAUGUUCGCGAAAGUUCCUCUCAUGCGCUGGCUACCGGAGGAAAGGGGAAGACAAGGUGAGUUUUGGUCUUGCGGGAUGGGCCGCCGUGAGGAGAGAGGGGCAGUGGACAUGGAUACCAGCAUAGUCGUUGAGGGGGGGGGGGGAACAACUUUUAGUACUUACCGCGGGGGGGAUAGGACUUGUGGAGCAGGAGGAGCGGAAGCGCGAGGCUGCCCGUCACCGCUGGCUUGGCUUUAUUUGACGCCAGCGGCCAAAAAUUAUUUCGAUAUCCCGUCCGAUCAGACUCGCAAUACCCCUUCUUGGACUUGGGAACACGAUAAGGGCCAUGGAAGGUCAUGGCACAAUCAUGACUCCUUGCGACGUGUCCACCCAUCUAAUCCCGGUUGGCUGGGGGCUGGGGGCGAUUCGGAGGAAUCAUCAUCACAGUGA